Molecule: messenger RNA, 2062 nt
Organism: Salarias fasciatus (jewelled blenny)
Lineage: Eukaryota; Metazoa; Chordata; Actinopteri; Blenniiformes; Blenniidae
Product: tripartite motif-containing protein 16-like protein
Exons: 1
Coding region: 39-1520 (493 amino acids)
Molecular function (GO): protein binding
Source: RefSeq, a predicted model, not a curated record
AAGAGGAACUGUUCACUGGCUGUUGUUGAGAGGAGAAAAUGGCUCAGAGAGGAGCUCAGCAGAAUCUACUAAAGUUCUCUUGUUCCAUCUGUUUGGAUCUACUAAAGGAUCCAAUAACGGUUCCCUGUGGACACAAUUACUGCAGCAACUGUAUCAACAGACACUGGGAAGAAGAGAAGAGCAAGAGAACCUACAGCUGCCCCCUGUGCAGGAUGGAGUUCUAUCCAAAGCCAAACCUGAGGACUAACAACCUGUUGGCAGAGUUAGUGGAGGAUAAGAAGACUGAACUCCAAGCUGCUGCAGCGGAAAGGAUUCAGAAGCAGAAGGAGCUGGAGAGGAAUCGACUAAACAUCCAGCAGAGAAUCCAGGAGCGAGAGAACGAGGUGAAGUUGCUUCAGCAGCAGGUGGAGGCCAUCAAUGUCUCUGCUGAUGAAGCUGCGAAGAACAGCGAGGAGAGCUUCACCCAGGUGAUCCGUCUCAUCCAGAAAAAAAGCUGUGAGGUGAAACAGCUGCUCAGAAUCCAGCAGCAAACUGCAGUGAGUAGACUAAAAGAGCUUAAGGUGAAGCUGGAGCAGGAGAUCACUGAGCUGAAGAGGAAAGACGUCCAGCUGGAGCAGCUGGCUCACACAGAGGACCACACCCAGUUUCUGCUCAGCUACCCCUCAGUGUCAGCACUCAGUGAGCCCACACACUCCUCCAGCAUCCAGACUUCUCUCCUCAGAUACUUUGAGGAUGUGGCAGUGGCUGUGUCAGAGAGUAUAGAAGCAAUACAGGAAAUCCUGAGAGACACAGAGAUAAACAUGUCACUGAGAGCCACUGAAGAGGAGCUUUUACUGCCACCACCAUCAUCACCACUACACCCAACAGCGCUAUUCAGGCAGUCACUGCAGCCACGGCAAUCUCGACUGUUCCGGCGAUCGGUGCUGCUCCGGCGAUCGAUGCAGCUCCGACCACAACCACAGCCAGAGACCAGAGCAGACCUCUUACAAUAUUCACAGCAGAUCACGCUGGAUCCAAACUCUGCUCACAGGUGGCUGUUGUUAUCUGACGGGAACAGAAAAGUAACUUCUACAUCAGAAAAAAAUUCCUAUGCUGAUCAUCCGGACAGAUUCACUGAAGAUGUUCAGGUUCUGAGCAGAGAGAGUCUGACUGGACGUUGUUACUGGGAGAUGAAGCGGAGAGGAAAAGUUGUAAUAGCCGUCACAUACAAGAACAUCAGCAGAGCAGGGAACACCAACGAAUGCGUAUUUGGAUUAAAUGACAAUUCUUGGGCUUUACGUUGUUAUGCAAGUGGUUUUAAAUUUCUGCACAACAACACACCCACUCCCAUCUCAGGUCCUCGGUCCUCCAGAAUCGGAGUGUACCUGGAUCACACAGCAGGAAUUCUGUCUUUCUACAGCGUCUCUGGAACCAUGACUCUCCUCCACAGAGUCCAGACCACCUUCACUCAGCCGCUACAUGCUGGAGUUAACCUAUAUCCUGGUGAAGGAGCCUCUGCAGAGUUCUUGAACCUUCAGUAAAGGACUUCCAUUCCAGGGAUUUUUAACCAAGAUUUAGGACUUUUUACGUGUUUGCAUUGCCAAAUCUUUCAUUUUUGAUGAUUUUUUUCUGACACUUCGUCCUUCACAGUGAACAUUCGUGGAUCUUUUUUAACUGUGACCUGAAUGUUUUGGGGCUUUGGAUCUUCUUCUGUCACCAAGUUGGAGUAAAGUUUGAUUCUUUCAGCUGAAUAUGUUUCAUGAACUGUAAAGACACAUUAAGAGUUUGAUGGUUUUUUUUAUCCCAAUUGAGUUUGAGUUCAAACUUUGUAAAUACUGAUUUUGUUCACAAUAUCAAGAAGAGUUUUGAUUCAGUUUUUAUUAGUUCACUUUGUUUGAAUUUAUGGAUUUAUUUUGGUUUACUUGUCAUUGUUUACAGAAAUAUUUUGCUUAUGAUGAAAGUUUUUCCUUUUUUUUCAGCACAUUACUUUUUUCGUAUCUGUUAGAACAGGAAAGAGCUUCACAUUUUGAUCUAAUAUUCAUGAAAAGAUUUUAAGCUUUUGUCGACUUCAUACAAAUUAUAA